AUGCUGGAUUCUUUCGAGAUAUUAACCACAUCGGGUGUCGUCGUCUGGUCGCGCACAUACUCCGCCAUAAAUCCUUCCAUCAUCAACAACUUCAUCGCAGAUACCUUUAUCGAGGAGAAGAGUGGCGCUAUCGCCCUCGGCGACUCCAAAUCAGCCGCCGUUAACCCUGCAUACAAGAGCGACCAACACACUCUCAAGUGGACUUUGGUCAAGGAAUUGGGCGUAAUUUUUGUCGCUGUCUACAGAUCCCUCCUCCAUCUGUCAUGGGUUGACAAGCUCGUCGAUAAUAUCAAGACUAUCUUUGUCAAGCUCUACGGUGAACAAUUAACCAAGCCGCAUACCACCCUCAUCGAAUGCCAUACCUUUGAUGAAUACUUCGACGUGCAGCUCGAGGAGCUUGACCAGACCAGUAACAAGGGUCCCUCAACCACCAUCACAGCCGGCGCAAUCCCGCUAGAAGAAGAAAGCAUCUCAGAGAACAUCGGCGACGGCCCUCCUGCUGCGCCAGGUCUUACCUACCGAGGGCGCCAUCUCAAUGGGCCCCAAGAAAUACUCUCGGCUGAUGAGUCUACCCCUGCACUGACACCGAACGGAUCACGACCAGGUACACCAAGCAACCAUCUGCUUGUCGCAAAGGGUGGCCCUAUCGCAAAGAUCUCUCGGCGCGCACGUAAAGUGAAGAACCAGACAUCAGCCCCCGCCUCAUCCGGAGACGAAGCACCCCGAAAGAAGAAGACAGUCGUGAAAAAGGGGCGCAAGUGGGACGCCGAUGGUUUUGCGGAUGAGGAGGAUGAUGUGCAGCUCGAUUACUCUGCGAAGCAUGCCACCAGUGACUCCGAGGCCGAAGCAACUGGGCGAUCAACAGCCGUGGACGAGAUCGAUUCCAACACAUGGGGCUCAACAUCAAAGGGCAAGUUCGUGCUGAAGGAUCUGGGUGACGAAGUGCACGAAAUUCUAGCGUCAGAGGCAGAGAAGGCGGCGGAAGCAAAGACACAAUCCAAAUCUGGCCUCUUGGGAUCUGGCGUGAGCGCUAUUAGCGGUCUCUUCCGAAAUGUUGUUGGAGGCAAGACCUUGACCAAGGAGGAUCUUGACAAGGCCAUGAAGGGCAUGGAGGAGCAUUUGCUACAGAAGAACGUCGCCCGAGAGGCUGCCGUUCGACUAUGCGAAGGUGUCGAGAAGGAAUUGCUCGGUGUAAAGACCGGCAGUUUCGAAAGUAUCAACGCCAGAAUUCAAGCCGCUAUGGAGGCUUCACUAACAAAGAUGCUCACCCCUACAUCAUCUCUCGACCUGCUCCGCGACAUCGACGCUAUUACUGCUCCUCCAGUGACAUCUCUCCGCAAGGCUCGUCCUUACGUCAUGUCCAUUGUCGGUGUCAACGGCGUUGGCAAGUCUACCAACCUGUCCAAGAUCUGUUUCUUCCUCCUCCAGAACAAGUACAAGGUCCUCAUCGCCGCUGGCGACACUUUCCGUUCAGGCGCUGUCGAACAACUUGCGGUUCACGUCCGUAACCUUAAAGAGUUGACUGCUCGUGAGGGUGGUCGUGUCGAGCUCUACCAAAAGGGCUAUGGCAAGGAUGCUGCCACUGUCGCAAAGGAUGCAGUCACCCAUGCCGCGCAGGAGGGCUAUGACGUUGUUCUUAUCGACACAGCUGGUAGAAGACACAACGACCAGCGUCUAAUGUCUUCUCUCGAAAAGUUUGCCAAGUUCGCCCAGCCUGACAAGAUUCUCAUGGUUGGAGAGGCUCUUGUAGGCACUGACUCGGUCGCUCAAGCUCGCAACUUCAACGCAGCCUUCGGCGCUGUCCGCACACUCGAUGGCUUCAUCAUUUCCAAGUGCGACACCGUUGGCGACAUGGUCGGUACUCUUGUCAGUCUUGUUCACGCAACCAACGUUCCUGUGCUUUUUGUUGGUGUUGGUCAGCACUAUUCAGAUCUGCGCAACUUCUCUGUAAAAUGGGCCGUAGAGAAACUUCUCAGCAGUAACUAA
This is a messenger RNA of Fusarium sp. VM40, 1986 nucleotides long. The record is from the annotation of a GenBank genome assembly. NCBI's taxonomy places the organism in Eukaryota, Fungi, Ascomycota, Sordariomycetes, Hypocreales, Nectriaceae.